Clarias gariepinus (North African catfish) is the source of this 4268-nucleotide messenger RNA. It is a transcript of the gene gigyf1a, whose product is annotated as GRB10 interacting GYF protein 1a. The coding region runs from base 876 to 3890 and encodes 1004 amino acids. Lineage: Eukaryota; Metazoa; Chordata; Actinopteri; Siluriformes; Clariidae. The transcript has 25 exons. Gene Ontology annotation, biological process: insulin-like growth factor receptor signaling pathway. The record is from RefSeq and is a predicted model, not a curated record. Gene Ontology annotation, molecular function: protein binding.
ACAAGAGCAGCGAGUAGACAAGAGCUAUCAACGCACAGCGACCGUCGGACAGAGCAAAUACAAAUAAUAUAGCUAUUAGACACAAUCGAAUGAGGAUUACAGCGUGGUUUUAGAGCACGAGCACGCCAGCAGCCGGACACCACAAUCCCAUGCGCGAAAAACGAGACGUCUCCAAGUAAAAAAACAGCAAGUUUGCAUUCGGAGCUGCAGAAAACAGGAGGUGGGAGCAGGGUCAUCGGCGUGAGAGGGGUUGACUGGCGGGGCCUGGUCAUACAGUGUUUCAACGAGAGGAAGAGGAGGAGAAGGAAUAUUGGAAGAGAAGAGAAGGAAAGGGAGACCCGAGUAAGAGGGUCACGGUCACCUGCUUUAGACAGCUGUGUUGUCAGCUGAUCAGUUUUUUUUUCCUUCUUCAUUGCGUUGGAUUUUUGCAGCUCUACUUGGAUUUUAUUGUCAGUAUCAACAUAUUGCUGUUAUCACACACUUGUUAGUGUUUGAUUUUUUUCCCCAGCGUUUCCAAUUGUUUCUUUUUUUUUCUCUCUUUUUUCUUUUUUCUUUUUUUUUUGAUGUUUUUAUUUGUUUAGAUUUUUGGGUCGUGAACAGGAUUUUUCAUACCAGAUUUGAACAGAUUUGACCUUUUUUUUUUUUUUUCCUCGUGUACACACCCAGUAUAAGGCAGCUAUUUCUUUAUUCUUUGGAACGCUUAAAAAUAAACAUACCUUCAUACGCAAUCCAUACGCUGUCUUUCACACACAAGGCGCACACAAACACACACACACUCGCACACCACUCAGCCUUCUCAACUAAGUCUGGUCCAGCCUAGUCUUGCCUGCUCCGAUCCCCUGGACAGGAUUCAGCUCCGAGAGGAAGGGAGGAAUAUGACAGCAGAGACACUCACUUUCGGCCCAGAAUGGCUCCGUGCACUUUCCAGUGGAGGCAGUGUGACUUCCCCUCCUCCCUCUCCCGCUAUGCCAAAGUACAAGCUGGCCGAAUAUCGCUACGGCCGAGAGGAAAUGUUAGCACUUUAUAUCAAAGACAACAAGAUCCCAGAGGACAUGCAGGAUAAGGUGUUUGCUGCUAUUCUGCAGGAUGAGCCUCAGCAACCAUUGGCACUGGUGCCGCUCACUGAGGAAGAACAACGGAAUUUUUCCAUGUCUGUCAACAGUGUGGCUGUGCUGAGGCUUAUGGGUAAAGGGGGUGGGGCCGUUCCUGCUAGUAUUGCCCGUGGCAGAGGCACUGUAAGAGGUGGCCGAGGCAGGGGCCGUGGAGAAAGUGGGUUCUACCAAAGAAGUACUGAGGAAGGAGAGGUGGGCUUCAGCAGGAGCGUUCGAGAGAUCCAUCGUAGCCAGAGCUGGGACGACCGGGGUGAGAGGCGUUUUGAAAAGCCUUUGCGUCGGGAGGGGUUGCGUGUUGGCUUUGAGGAAGCGAGCUCUGGGGGAAGGAAGGAGUUCAUGCGUUCAGACAGUGACAACUGGCGCACACUUCGAGAGGAGCAUGAGCAAGAGGAGGGCGGUGGAGACGCAGGCGGUAGCUGGAGACUGGCUGGCUCGCGUCGAGAAGAUGCUCCCCGUUCAGCAGGCUGGCGGGAGCACGGUGAGGUUCGCCGUAGAAAGUUUGACUUUGACUUUCGGGAUGGAGGGAGUGAAGGAGGAAGGAGGAGAGCAGGAAGUGAAGGAGGAGAGGAAGAGCGAGACGGACUGCCUGAGUGGUGCACUGAUGAAGAAGAUGGAGAAAUGGGUACCUUUGACUCUUCUGGGGCAUUCAUGCCUAUCAAGAAGGGCUCUAAGGAUCCUAUUCCAGAAGAGGAGUUUGAGUUUCAAGGUCUCGAGGAUGAGGAUGAGUGUGGUACAGAUGGAGAGAAGAAAGAUAGCAGUGCUGGAGACAAAGCCGAAAGAGAUGAGACCGACUCUGCAGCUGUGUGCGAGGUAGAGAUAAAAUCUCUUCCUCCCUCCUCUCCUUCCUCCCUGCCCCUCAUUGCUCCUCAGGCUGAGCCUGUGCCUGCUGCUGUCCCCCCUUGUCUGGAGGAUCCUCAGCCCGCACCUGCCAUGCAAAGCAAGAUGCCAAGUGAAGUGUUACCAGAGCCUAUGUCUGAGUUGAGUCCUAGUGCCUCCUCCAGUCUGCCUUCAUCCCCUCCUUCCUCUUCCUCUGCUGCUAUUGACCUCCCACCAUCGGGGGGUGAUCCCGAGGACGACGAGGGCAUGAAGCACUUGCAGCAGGAGGCAGAGAAAAUGGUUGCAGCUCUUCAGGACACAUCUCUGGAGGAAGAGUGUUUUACCCAGACGCUGCAGGAGAGCAGAAACACUGCAGCUGCCCUUCCUCUCUCCCACGACUCUGCCAUGAAGUGGUUUUACAAAGACCCACAGGGGGAAAUUCAGGGCCCCUUUAGCACAGUGGAGAUGUGUGAAUGGUUCCAGGCAGGCUACUUCAGCAUGUCUUUGCUGGUGAAGCGCGGCUGUGACGAGGGCUUCCAGCCUCUGGGAGACGUUAUUAAGAUGUGGGGGCGGGUGCCCUUUGCACCUGGCCCCUCCCCACCGCCACUGCUGUGUAAUCUGGAUCAGGACAGGCUGAAGAAGCAGCAGCAAGAGUUGGCCACGGCUGCUCUCUACCAGCAACUGCAACAGCAUCAGCUUUUCCAACUCAUUAACAGAUGCGGAGAGCAGGGUAUGAUGCCUUCAAUGAACAGAUCAAUGUCAGUGCCAGAUACAGGGUCCAUGUGGGACAUGCAUACCUCAGCCUCACAGCCGACAGGUGGUGAGGCCAGUCUAUGGGACUUAACAAUGAAUUCUUCAACUCAGGGUCCAACUCUUGAACAGCUUCAGAAGCUCCAGGAGAGAAGAGAGGCUGAACUCAGGGCUAAGCGGGAAGAGGAAGAGAGAAAAAGACGGGAUGAAAAAAGGAGACAGCAGCAGGAGGAACAGAAGAGGAGAGAUGAGGAAGAGCUCUUCAGGCGCAAACAGCAGGAGUUGCUGAUGAAGUUACUACAGCAGACCCCACGUCAGGGGGCAGCCAGUACUGGCUCAGGCUGGAGCACAGGCCCAGUCCCUGGACUCGGGAAGCAGGGCAAGUCCAUCAACACGCUGGAUAUUCAACAGGACUCGGAGAGACUCUACAAACAGCAACAAAGAGCCCAACAGCAGAGAUGGGCUUCAGAGGGUCUCUGGGGCUCUGCUGGCAUAGAUGGUAAGGCACCUGGUGGCAGCAGUCCCUCAGGCGGGAGCAUGGGGGUUUGGGAUGAGGCCCUAAAAAACCAGAGCUCCCUCCGUAGCGGCAUAGGCCUGAAGAACAGUCGCAGUAGCCCCUCCCUCAGUGAUCAGUACAUAAUGAUGAAUCGCCGCAAACGGACUGAGGACGAGGAGCGUUUACUGAAGCUCUUGCAGGGGAUGAAGGCUCAGGACGGCUUUACCACAUGGUGCGAGCAGAUGCUGCAUGCCCUUAACACCUCUGCCAACAACUCCAACUCCUCCCUGGAUGUGGCCACGAUUGUGGCAUAUUUAAAGGAGGUGGAGUCGCCGUAUGAGGUGCUGGACUUCAUCCGCUCCUAUCUGGGCGACACUGUGGAAGCCAAAGAGUUUGCCAAGCAGUUUCUGGAGCGCCGUGCCAAACAGAAAGCCAACCAUCAGAGGCAGCAGCAGCUAUCUAAGGAGGUCGGUGGACUGACCAUGAACAGCUUUCCUCUACAGGAUUCCAUGAGGGGUAUGAAUCCUGCUGCUUUGCAGUCCAUGUUUCAGGCAGUUCAUUCUGGGAAAGGAGGGAUGGGCUAUGAUCAGGCAGGGAAACUGAAGAAGAAACAGCCCAUGAUGCUGCACUCCGAUCCAAGCAUCUUGGGUUACUCAUUCCAUGGUGCAGGGGAUCGGAUGAGCAUGAGUGAGAUGGAGAUGGUGGAGGAUUACUGAGUCCACAGCAAUAGCUACCUGAGGCCUUUUUCCGCGGGUCCAACUAAUCAGACUCCGCAAGUCCAAUGUGCACUGCUGGGGAUUGGGGGGAGGGGGGUUAAGAGCCAGGAUAAACAGAGAGGGAUGUGUCUGUGUGUUUGGAGGGGAAACUGCAGCUAUAGUAUAAAGUGGGUGUAAAUAGAGUAGUGGUACUCCUUUUACAUUGGUUACAGCUCCAGGAUUCCCCUGCAAGUGGUGUGGUUGGGGGGGAAAGGGGUGAUGUUUGGGGGUUAAUUAAUUUCUGGCACUUACACAAUAAGCACCUUAUUCACACUAAUGCACUUUAUGAAGGUGGUAUAUUGAUAGGGUUAUGUUUUUUUUUUUUUUUUUUUUUUUUUU